CUUGAGGAAAUAAGAUUGGAGUCCGUUGUAUGAAACUGGAACAGAAUACAGAAAACAAGCAAUGCACCAAAAAAACGAAAUGACGAAUUGUCUGGGAUUCCGAAAAGGUAGAGGACUGGCCCUGCUGUGCGCGCUACUGGGAACGCUGUGUGAGUCCGGAUCCGGGCAGAUUAACUACUCAGUGCCUGAGGAGCUGGACAAAGGCUCUUUCGUGGGCAACAUCGCCAAGGAUUUGGGGCUGGAGCCUUGGGAGCUGACGGAGCGCGGAGUCCGCAUCGUUUCCAGAGGUAGGACGCAGCUUUUCUCUCUGAACCCGCGAAGCGGCAGCCUGAUUACUGCGGGCAGGAUAGACCGCGAGGAGCUCUGCGCUCAGAGGACUCAGUGUCUGGUGAAAUUUAACAUCCUGAUUGAAGACAAAUUGAAAAUUUUUGAAGUAGAAAUAGAAAUUAAAGACAUUAAUGAUAAUGCUCCUGAUUUCAUAACACAAGAAUUGGAAAUAAAAAUUAAUGAGCUAACAGCUCCUGGAACCCGGUUCCCACUGAAAACUGCAUUUGACCCAGAUAUGGGCAUGAACUCCUUGCAGAACUACCAGCUCAGCCCCAAUGACUACUUCUCCCUAUCUAUAAAGAGUGUUCCUGGUGGGCCCAAAUACCCGGAGCUGGUCCUGGAGCGGACCCUGGACCGGGAGAGACUUGAAGCUCACCAACUUGUCCUCUCUGCUAAUGAUGGUGGUGACCCUGUCCGUUCUGGUAACCUAUACAUUCAAGUGAUAGUUAUGGAUGCAAAUGACAAUCCACCAGAGUUUACUCAACCUGAAUACCAUGUAAGUGUUUUGGAGAACGUGCCAGUGGGCACCCAGCUACUCAGGGUGAAUGCCACAGAUCCUGAUGAAGGAUUCAAUUCUCAAGUGUCCUAUAUCCUAGACAAAAUGCCUGGGAAAAUUGCUCAGAUUUUUCACCUUGACUCAGUGACUGGAGAGAUAUCAUUAUUAAAAAGUCUAGAUUAUGAAGAGUCUAUGUUCUAUGAAAUUAAAAUUGAAGCCAAAGACGGACCAGGACUCCUUUCAAGAGCCAAGAUUCUAGUCACAGUUCUAGAUGUGAAUGACAAUGCCCCAGAAAUUACAAUCACUUCUCAGACAGGUUCCGUUCCAGAAGAGGCUACCGCUGGAAAAGAAAUUGCCCUUAUCAACGUGCAUGACCGAGAUUCUGGAUCAAAUGGGCAUGUCACAGUUUUUGUCCUUGGAAAUCUGCCAUUUAAUUUAGAAAAAUCUAUAGAUCAAUAUUAUCGCUUAGUUACAGCCAGAUCCCUGGACCGUGAACAGGUGUCAGAAUAUAACCUCACUCUGAAAGCCACAGAUGGAGGAACUCCGUCACUGUCCACAGAAACGCACAUCACCUUGCAUGUGACAGAUAUCAAUGACAACCCACCCACCUUUGCUCAUGCUUCCUACUCUGCCUACGUUCCUGAAAACAACCCUAGAGGUACCUCCAUCUUCUCCUUGACUGCUAAGGAUCCCGAUAGCGACAACAAUGGCCACAUUACUUAUGCACUGACCGAGGACACCCUACAGGGGGCGCCUCUAUCUUCCUACCUCUCCAUCAACUCUGACUCUGGCAUACUAUAUGCGUUGCGCUCCUUUGACUUUGAGCAGUUCCGAGAGUUGCAGUUGUGGGUGACCGCCAGCGACAGUGGAGAACCAUCACUCAGUAGCAACGUGUCACUGAGCCUGUUCGUGCUGGACCAGAAUGACAAUGCACCGGAGAUUCUGUACCCCACCCUUCCUACCGAUGGCUCUACGGGCGUAGAACUGGCGCCCCGCUCUGCAGAACCCGGCUAUCUGGUCACUAAGGUGGUGGCAGUGGACAGAGACUCGGGUCAGAACGCCUGGUUGUCCUACCGCCUGCUCAAAGCAAGUGAGCCAGGACUUUUUGCUGUGGGGGUGCACACAGGCGAGGUGCGCACGGUGCGGCCUCUGCAAGACAGAGAUUCGCUCAAACAGAGCCUUGUCAUAGCUGUUGAAGACCACGGCCAACCUCCUCUCUCGGCCACCGUCACGCUCACCGUGGCCGUGGCUGACAGCAUUCCUGAUGUCUUGGCCGACCUAGGCAGCUUCGAGCCUUCCCACAACUCUGACGCCUCUGACCUCACGCUGUACUUAGUAGUGGCUGUGGCCUCGGUCUCCUGUGUCUUCCUCGCCUUUGUCAUUGUGCUCCUGGCGCUCAGGAUGCGUCGCUGGCACAAGUCCCGCCUACUUCAGAAAGACAGCUGCUGUGUGGCCGGCGUGCCCGCCUCACAUUUUGUGGGUGUGGAUGGCGUGCAAGCUUUUUUGCAGACCUAUACCCACGAAGUCUCCCUCACCGCGGGCUCAAGGAAGAGUCAUCUGAUCUUCCCUCAGCCCAACUAUGCAGACACACUCAUCAGCCAAGAGAGCUGUGAGAAAAGCGAACCUCUCUUGAUAUCCCAAGAUUUAUUCGAAGCAAAAGGAGAUCCCAAGCUACUUCAGGUGAGUUUAUUUCUUUCUUCGGAUAAUAUAAAGAAUAGUUGUACUGAUGUGAUUAUUUUAAAGUUUUAA
Molecule: messenger RNA, 2572 nt
Organism: Chrysochloris asiatica (Cape golden mole)
Lineage: Eukaryota; Metazoa; Chordata; Mammalia; Afrosoricida; Chrysochloridae
Gene: PCDHGA3
Product: protocadherin gamma subfamily A, 3
Exons: 1
Coding region: 80-2572 (830 amino acids)
Biological process (GO): homophilic cell-cell adhesion
Cellular component (GO): plasma membrane
Molecular function (GO): calcium ion binding
Source: RefSeq, a predicted model, not a curated record